CUUCAAGGGCCGUAUAGAGCCAUUUCAGGGCCGUAUGGAACCUGACUUCAAGGGCCGUAUGGAGCCUGACUUCAAGGGCCGUAUAGAGCCGGAUUUCAAGGGCCGUAUGGAACCCGAUUUCAAGGGCCGUACGGAACCCGAUUUCAAGGGCCGUAUGGAACCCGAUUUCAGGGGCGUAUGGAACCCGAUUUCAAGGCGUAUGGAACCCGAUUUCAAGGGGCGUAUGGAACCCGAUUUCAAAGGGCCGUAUGGAGCCGGAUUUCAAGGGCCGUAUGGAACCCGAUUUCAAGCCACGCAUGGAACCGGACCCGAAGUCUCGAAUCGACGCGGAAACGAAGCCUCCACGCACAGAAUCUCGCCUUGAGACCCCAACACGAGACGGAGACAACAGGACCCCAGUCGGGAACGAGGGGCCCAUCUUCGGGAGGCUGGAGAGACUCGAGGCUCGCAUGGGCCGACGGGAGCCCGAGGAAGAGACCGAUGGAGAGAUACGUGGAGCAGGUGGUGAGAGACAAGGAACAAGAGAGCUGCGGUCCGGCCCCAACAGUGGAGAUGGUGUCCAGGAGGAAGAUACUGGGACGGUCACAAGACAACCUCAACGUCGACCUACCGUAUCAGGAGGAGGAGGAGGAUGCCUGGUAUAAGGUGGACAAGUUGUUUAAGGAUCACAUUCAAGAAGUAUUGAUGAAGUGGGAACAAAUUGACGACGAGAUCUGGUCCAAAGUGAUCGUGUUGGAACGAAACAGACGGGUCGCUAAGGCCUAUGCUCGCGCCCCUGUCCUUACUGUCAACGGUUCUGACGACGGCUUUGAUGGAUACAGGAUCGGUUUAUGUGGCUUUGAAAAUCCGAUGCGGGACCCUAGAACAGAGGAAAUCAGGCGUCACAUUGGGCAUGGUGUCAAGGUCAAGAUGGAUGAUCAGGGGAACAUCCUCAUCAAGCGAGUGUCCAAGGCUGGGGUGUACGUGAAGAUGGGCAGCGAUGAUAACGCCAUCAGUAACGAGAUCCUCAAACUGCCCAACUGUGGCCUGGAGACAGAGAAACCUGUCAUGCUCUUUGACAUGAACAAGUUCCAGCAGAAUGUAAAGCGAGAAAUGCGUCGCCAGUACCCAGACCGCUCCAAGCUUGAGACCCAGUGUGUGUGUGUCAUCGCCUUCGUCAAGAAUGAGCCUGACCUCCUAGACUGUCCCAUUUGGGUUAUGAUCAUCAACAUUGUGGCUAUGGACAUGUUGAAGAGUAAACUCCCACCAGUCAAGGUAACACCCAACAUCAGGAACCGCCCACGCAUUCCCCUCCCAGAUGAAGACCCGUACAGCGUAGCCGGGUCAGGUGCAUCCUCCGGGUCUUCGGGUAAAGACCGCUCGGGUAAGGAUAAGCCGCCUAAGCUGCCUCCACGGGACAGUCCUAACUAUCCGAACCCAGUCCCAAGACCCAAUGGUAAGUCGGAAUAUGAUGCCUUAGAUGAGAACGCCUUCCGUAAGCUCCAUUCCCGCAACAAUAACAACAACAAGACUAAAGAUCGCAAGUAUGAUGAUCCCUACUAUUGUGGCCUACGAGCUCGCAUCCCCAACUUCGCUAUGACCAAGUCGAAGGAUAAGCAAGAGCCUGGCCGGGUCCAGUACCCCAAUGGACCCCCCAUUCCUGCCCACCCAAUGUGGCACACCCGUAGCUUCGAUUCGGGCAUGGCUCUUUUGCAACAGAACCAUGUGCAAAAUAUACACAGACUAGAGCGGAACCCCUGCUCGUGGGUGCCGUCAAUACCAGUCAGGAAUGACUCUGACUUCACUGAGUCUGCUUACUCCCACAUCUAUGGUCGUCUGCCUCUGCCCAACAGGGGUUACUUGCCACCCCCCUUACCCCACCCGCGCUCCAUGUAUGUCGGGGAGUGGGACUGAGGGACAAACCUGGGAACUGCAACUCCUACCCUAGAGAUGAUGUUUGGGAUACGGUGACUACGAUGCGCUCACAUUUCCGACAGGUUUAUUAACAUCUGAAAUGGCCCAGCACUUACUCAUCUUCUCGUCUGUGUGAUUUUCCAGCUGAAAAUUAAACUGACUUGAACAGUGUGUUGUUUGUGGGGGUUGAAGAAGAACGUCCAUGAGGCACACUAAAUCUGUGACCUCAAACCAAUAACUUACUUUCACCAGUGACCCGAUCAGAUAUUAUGAGCCUCUAGUACUCAAUCAUUAAGCCUUAUUUUUCUCUGUGCUGUAAAUAGGAAAAUGAGCCUUAUAGACAACACUAAGACAGGCUCACGUUGUACAGAUAAUAGGUAGGAUUAUUAUGUUGUGACUUCCCUCAACUGGAUUGACUUAUAUUUAGUAGUUAAGAUUACUUUAGGGAAACUUCUAGAAGCCAUCAAGACUUUUUAUAAUUACAGUAUAUAUAAUUUUCAGUUUUAAGUGGAUAUAGGAAAUAAUUUCUCAGUGAACUGAAUCAUCAACUUGCUUCAGUUCCUUCAAGUAAAUUGUAUAUGAAUAACACUACAAUAUAAAGAUGGUUCCCUUUAUGCUACAGUACUGUACUUCCAUAUUGAAAUUUUCACUUUAUGGGCAAAUGGAAUUCCUUACAUUUUCUUUUCAUUUUAUAUCAUUUCCAGCUUAUUUAUCAUUAAACCUUGAAGCUGAGACCACAAUCUGCCCUCCUGGAUGUGUUCAGAGCAGCUCUUAAGCUUUUAAUGUUGUGUCCUACAGGCAGCCAUAUUGGCCAGCCUUCACUGUACAUAAUAAAAUGACAGCUGUGUGAACGAUGCUUGACACUCUGACUCCCAGACAGCUGGUCCCCACCUGCCUGGGACUUAGACUGUCAUACAUAUAGAGUUAAGUGAAUGAUUGAUAUUAUCUGAUGUUCAUGUUUGUGUAAGAUGACCGCUUACUGCUGUGCUAACAUCUUCCCCACACAUUGGCAAUCAUUUUAUAUCAAAUAAUGGAUGACAUAAAAGAACUCACUCCAGAACAACAUUACAGGUAGUCACAAUAAUUGUAACUUAAAGGUGGUAUCAGUAUCAAGAUCUGUACAUCAGGUUCAGCUUUCUGUCUGUCUUCUCUCUCAAACUGUUCGCCCAUUGGUAACUUUUCUCACCCUGAAGUGAAUAUCACCAUAGAGGGAAAUCUCUCUGACUUAUCUUAAACCAUUGCUUUAUAUACCCAUUGUAGAUGAAAACUUGGUAAAGUUUACAAGACUGUUGACCCGUGUUGUUACUCAUACAGGGAGGAGGCCUCAGUGUGACUUGGGUCACUGUGCUCUUCAAUAAUGUGUACAGUAUAUAGAAGACACCACGACCACUGUCACCUCAGGCGUCCCCCCCCCCCCUCAUUUAUAUCAAUGAGGAAACUACAUUUUGUUUUAUAUAUAUUAUGAAUUUGUUCCUUUAUAAAAUAUUGUAUCAUCUUCGUGCUGACUGAAAAAUUCACUUAUCUAAUUUUCUAUUGUAUGGCAAUUGUGUUCCACAUUAUUUAUGUUUGAUUAUACAAUAAGAAUAAAACAUUCAGUUUGUGUAAAUUUUAUGAUAAUUUUGUAUAUUUACUCAAAACAGUUUUUAAUGAAAUUCCAUUUACUCAACUGUAACUAUUGUAUAUGUGAUUAAAAUAAUUGAUAUCAUCUUUA
This is a messenger RNA of Homarus americanus (American lobster), 3604 nucleotides long. RefSeq lists its product as uncharacterized. Gene Ontology annotation, molecular function: protein binding. The coding region runs from base 178 to 1893 and encodes 571 amino acids. Gene Ontology annotation, biological process: regulation of DNA-templated transcription. The transcript is spliced from 11 exons. Lineage: Eukaryota; Metazoa; Arthropoda; Malacostraca; Decapoda; Nephropidae. The record is from RefSeq and is a predicted model, not a curated record.